Molecule: messenger RNA, 4460 nt
Organism: Petromyzon marinus (sea lamprey)
Lineage: Eukaryota; Metazoa; Chordata; Hyperoartia; Petromyzontiformes; Petromyzontidae
Product: zinc finger BED domain-containing protein 4-like
Molecular function (GO): protein dimerization activity
Source: RefSeq, a predicted model, not a curated record
GCGAUUUUUGCCGCGGACCCCCCCCCGCCCGCCUCUUCCUCCUCCCACCCCCCGAAUCCCGGUAGUGAAAGGAACGCCGUGGACAAGUUUGGCACAUCGGUAUGUUUACUUCGAAUUACCAAGUUCAGCUUUGCAAACGCUCUCCAACCUACUCUCGUCCGCCUUGAAUAGCUGACCCAGGUGUCCCGAAAUUACUCUUCCCAUGAUGGGCCGUGAGCGGACAAACCCUUUUCGCAGAUUUUUCAAAUACGACCCCGCCAAAGGUGCAUCUAUGUGUACCAUUGGCGGCUGCCAAAGGGUUAUGUCGGGAAACCACGGGGCCAAUCUUGAGCGACAUGUUCGCCGCUUCCACCCUGAAGAGUUUCAUUUGGCGACCACCAAUGUGAAAUGCGAAAAGGAAGAUGGGCCUCCAUAUGACUAUGGGGAGCCUUCAAGCAAGAAGCCAUGUCUCACACCAGGGACACUUCAGAUACCUAUCGAUUCUAUGGUAUUCAAGAAGCCCAAGUGUAUCCCCGUAAAAAUUACCGCUGACCAAAUCCUUGAUGCCUGUACGGAGCUCGUAACCCUGAACGGUCACCCUUUUUCUCUUAUGGAGGACUCUGGGUUCAGGAAACUCAUUGACCCUGUGCUCAAGGGAUUAGGAGGCUCCCUGGUUAUCAAUGCUGAAAACAUUCGGGAGAACGUGAGCGUUGUUGCCGCUGCAGUGCGUAGUCAUAUUAAUAUGGAGUUGAAGGACAAACUCAUCUCUUUGAAAGUGGACAGUGCUUCAUAUCUCGAUCGCUCUGUCUUGGGGAUCAAUGCACAGUAUGUCCGUGAUGGAGAAAUCGUAAUGCAUACCCUCGCGAUGAAGGAAGUUAAAAUAAGCCACAGUGGGGAAAAUCUUGCAGCCAUCAUUGUAGAUGUGCUGCACGAGUACAACAUUGAUGUGGGGAAGGUCUAUACAAUCACAACAGACAACGGUUCCAACAUUAUUAAAUCACUUUCCCAGGGACAAAUGGAGAAAAAUUAUGGUGAUGACUGUGAUGAAGAAACGGAGGAAGCCAUUGCAGAAACGGAGGACAUCAUGGAGAGUCUCGAGCGGUCGAAACUGUGCUUGAGUGAGAUAGCGGGCCCACAUUCGGUAAUGAGAGGAGUGCACUGUGCAGCUCAUACGUUGCAGCUUGCCAUCGACGACUUUCUCAAGGAGCCCUCUAUCGCUAACCUUGUAUCUAAUGCCAGGCGGGUCUGCAAAAAAUUGAAUAUAAAGAUGCCUGUUUUCAACUGCUAUACCAGGUGGCAGUCAAUUUUUGACAUGCUGGAAUGUAUCCUCGAACUGAAGGACUUCUGCCAGUACAUGGCCAUGUCUAACCCUGAUCUAAUGCUUGAUGAUAAUGUUUGGGAUCGUAUUGAGUGUCUGCUGGCGGCUUUAAAGCCUGCAAAGAUGGCGACAAAACAUUUCCAGACAGAGCAAUUGACCAUCGGGGAUGUUUACGGAGCGUGGAUAAAAUGCCAUUUGGAAACUGCCAAUGUCAAGUCAAUAUAUUCCGAUGCUCUGGCGAUUGCCAUGAAGAAGUGCGAGAAGCAACUGUUGGACAGCGACGCCAUUCUGGCCGCCGUCUACAUGGACCCAAGGUAUAGUGUCCUCUUGACGGACAGAGAAGCAGAAAAGGCGAAGCAGCACUUGUGUCAGACGUGGACUGCGGUGGAGCUGUGCAGCAGGCUUGCGCGUGAUUUGCAGACCGAUCGGUCAUCGGACGACGAUGGGACCGACCGAGAAUGCGACGAGCUCGAGAGGUUCCUUCGCGAGAAAGAGGACUCUCGUCGCCAUUCAGGAAAUCUGGCUGCCGCGCCCGCACUUGGCAUGCACAUAGGAACGGUGCUGCAGGUGUUCGCGAACGAGCCUCGCCUUAAAAAGGAUGCAAACGUCCUCAUGUACUGGGAGAGUUGGAAGCAUUCCAAGCCAGAGCUCUUUCAGCUAGCUCAGCUCUCUCUUUCAGUCCCUGCAACACAGAUCAGUUAUGAGAGGGUGGUCUCUGCCCUCAGUGUAAUUCUCUCCCCUCAUCGAUGCAAUCUCGACAAUGAGACGCUUGAAGAUAUAUUGAUGGUGCAACUCAACAAGAAAUAUGGACAUUAGCGCAUUUCUGUUUCAUUUCCAGACUAACAUUUUGGUAUAUUUUAAUGGCAUGCAUUUACACUCAAGUAUGACUGUAUAUAUAGGUAUAGUGUGUAUGAAAUGCGUGUAGGUGUUAGUAAUGUAAAACUGAACUGAACUUGAAUAGUUUGAGUGCUGUUUUUGAUCUAUCGGUAUUUGAUGUGUGUGCUUUGCUGCUGUUUGUACAAUGGAACUUUGUUGGAAGAUGGAGAUUAAAAAUGUUAGUGAUGAAAGAUUAAGAAAAAACUUGCGUCUUGGAACAUGAGCGAGGCAUUGGGUAGGACAUCAGAAAUUAAGUAAUUGAUAAUGCUUCACUUACCGGUAUGUAAUUGCAUUCAAAGCAAUUGGUUCAUCUCCCCGCAUUGCACAAUGAAAUUCCUAAAAUCAGUAAUGCUCCUCAAUCUCGUAACCCAUCGCCUGCUUCUCCACAGUACACAAGGUGCCUUCGUUUAACGCCCAAUGUAUAUGAUUUGUAAAACACUGCUUUGGAUUAUCCAGUUUUUUUCUUUUUAUUUAAAUGUAUUUUAAAUAAACUCACGAAUGUUUGACUCGGCUAAUAUGGAUGUAUAUGUGGAGAACUUCUGGACCAAUAUUGGUUCCAAUGAAUGAGAUGUAAUUGUAAAGCUUAUACUGUAUGUAUAUUAUGCAAGUGAGGUCAUGUAAAUGAGGCAAUAACACAGGUCUGCACAGAUGAGUUCAUGUACUCGCUUUCCCGAUGCAGGCCAUCGUUCACUGCAUGGAGCAUGGUCACCCGCUGUGCACGGGCUGCAGUAGAGUUGCAAUUUUAGUGGUACGGUGCCAAAUUGAUCGAUGUGGCAAUUAUCGGGAUAUCAGUUUCCUGUAACUUUUUUAUUGUAUUUCCAUUUGUAUUGUAUAUAUGUGCUUUGCUGUGCCUCCAGAACGAAUUGAUUACUUCAAAUGUAUUCAACUGUAGUUCACUUAACAUAAGCCUACCAUACACGUCUUCUAAUCAUUACCAACGCUACAAUCUUCAGUGCUUAUAACGCAUAUGCGGUAAAUUCCUCUGAGCAUUACUUUACAAAGCACAAUUUUAAUAGAUAAUAUAUACAAAACGUUUUAUACAAAUAAAAUUAGCAAUAAUCGCGAGACAAACAGACGAUUUGACUAACAUUUAGAUGUAUGAUAGAUCGUAGGACACUUUCACCAUAUCCCGGGCAGCCCUAAUGUGCAACUCAACUGCUGUGUACUUCACGGGCUGCCCUCUGAGGUCACGUGACAGUGAAGAGCAAUUGCUCUGCGGAUGUGUGAGAUUGUAAUGCAUAUGUAUGCAUAUGUACACUACGCAUAUAAGUGUGCAUAUGCCUGUACAAUCCAAGCUGGAUACAGACAAUCGGCACAGAUCUGAUAUAUCCUUACAUUAGACUGGUAGUGGCAAGGCAAAGGGCAACUUCUGACACAAGCACAGUCUUUUGAUUAUAAGCACAUGUGUGCUUGCUCCCAAGGGUUGUACUUAUAUGCAGCCUCUGCUGUAGACUGUGCUAUAUAUGUAUAUACACUGCACACCAGCCAUCAUUUACCCCAAAGUGACGGUGUAAGGACACUGAGGCCAUUGUUCAGUUAUGAAACUAUCCAUCAGAAGAUCACAAGACAAUCUGAGCUGCAAUUCGUGGGCAGGUUCCACCAGCUAUUUUGCUAUGUGGCAGAUUGUCGCCAAUAUUCAACUUUGUUAGAGAAUAUUUCACAUUCUAUUGUAUUUUAUGUGCGCUUUGCUGUACUGUAUGUUUAGUCCGAAUAAAUAUGGCUUUAAGGUUUUUCAAAAGCAACCGAAAGAUCACAUUUCACCCCAGCUUAGUCUGUUAUUGUGGAGUAGGCAUGGCAAGGGCAGGAAUUUGCAUGGGGUUUGUUAAGUGUUGCCUCUCCCACCACGUGGUGGAUUAUUCAUUAAAAUUGUAGUAAAGCCGAAAAUAAUAUUCUGGCCCCAUUCUCCCAGAACCAGUGUGUGGUGUAAUAAGCAGUUCUCACCAGAGACAAGCCUGUCCUGUACAUUCAAUAAACGCACGAUGUUUGCAAGUUCCUAUUAAGGCCAACACGGUUCAUGAGGGGUGGUGUGGCAAUGUUAAAGUGGAAGAAAGGAACCACUGUUUUGCUACAUGCUUAUGCAGAUGUAAGAUAUCGGAUUUAGUUUUUUGCAUGUUUUGAUUUUGUCUCUUUUGAAUGUUUUCCCCCCCGAUAUCUUUCUAAAGUCUCCCUUGAAAGAGCUGUGUAUCGAUGAAUAUUUACUUUGUUAUAUAUAAACAGUAUCUAUCUUGCUGUUGUAAUAUUGUACAGUACAUAUAUACAUAGAAUAAAACAGACAAUGUAAGUAAUA